This is a messenger RNA of Salvelinus fontinalis (brook trout), 3081 nucleotides long. RefSeq names its product adhesion G-protein coupled receptor F2-like. The transcript is spliced from 17 exons. Gene Ontology annotation, molecular function: G protein-coupled receptor activity. The record is from RefSeq and is a predicted model, not a curated record. NCBI's taxonomy places the organism in Eukaryota, Metazoa, Chordata, Actinopteri, Salmoniformes, Salmonidae. Gene Ontology annotation, biological process: cell surface receptor signaling pathway; G protein-coupled receptor signaling pathway. Gene Ontology annotation, cellular component: membrane. The coding region runs from base 1 to 3081 and encodes 1026 amino acids.
AUGGAGCUCACAGAAAACAAGAACAAAAUGGAAUUCAAACAAACGAUGUGGGCCAGAGCGGUAAUACUUUACUGUGGCGUGGUAUUCCUCUACCACCAGGCCUUAGCAGUGGAUACCUACAUGGCUGAGUUCAUGGUAGAGAGCAAUGUUACAUUUGACAUCUCUGGUACUCUAUCAUCGAUCAAGGAAAUAACUACAGAUAAUGGAAGUAUGACUAUUGAACUGCUUGAACUAACAGCGGAAUGUGAAAUUGUCGGGGACAAUUCUACAUGUAACUGUUCGACAAAGUACAUCUGGAGCAACGCAGUGUGUGACGAGUUCCAGUGUUGCAAUGACUCAUAUUGUAAUGCAAAUAUUUCUUACUUGCCAGCCUUCUGUAUUCCCAAAGUGAAAGUUUGCUUUAAUGGAACAGUCACAGUGGGAAAAGUAUUUAUUGAAACUAAUACUAUCAAACAACAGCUCACAGAGGGUUUUCAAAAAUUAAAUGGGUUUGAGGGCCUUAAUGUAUCUGGACCUAGGGGUGAUGGCCACAUUGUUGAUUUCGAAGUGGAUGUCAGUGUCAUAUUUCUGACUACAAAACUUACAAAAAUAGCAGCUGACCUGGAAACUACUGUAGGCUCCUCUGCCAAAAUAUCUGUUGAAACAUCAGGAUUUGUAAGCAUUAAGUAUCCAAUGAACAAAGUGCCAUACCGCUCAACACCGACGCUGAGUUGCACAUUUAAAGAAACAACAAUUGAUGAAGCAGGUGGCUCUUGGAACUGGAACUUGAUAAAGGGAAGUGAGACAUUUGGCCUGAACACUGGAACCAGCAUAACCGUCACAUUCCCAGAGGCAUCACCUAACUGUACCACAGUCCAAAUUAAAAAGUUGUCAGGGAACUGGGCAGGAAUUUAUAAGUGUGGAUUUUCCAAAGGAUCCAUUGUGCACGCAGCCUCUGCAGAGUUGAAGGUAGCCCUGCUACCAGAUCAGAUCACCAUGACGAGUACCCCACUGACUGUAGAAUGCCAAGGUACAAGCACUCAAAGUGUGACGGUCAACGCAACCAUCGAGAACAGCACAGAGAUUUACAAUGUUACUUGGUCAUACCAAGCUCAAAUGGAACCCCCAAAUCCAUUCUCAGUCUCGCCAGCGGGGACCAGCUACAGCAUAACUCCAAAGAUAGAUUGCUCGCAAUCAGAAUUACCACAUGUUUUCACAGUCAAAUUUAGAAACCAGGAGAACGAGACUGAAAGUGCAAGCAUAACUAUACCAGUGAUUUAUGCUAAGGAAAAGGAGAUGGCUUGUUUAGUAGACCAUCUUUGGCCAAAAACCCCAAAAGGUGACACUAUUGUCAUCCGACAAUGUGAGCCGAGGAGAGUGGGGUAUAACGAGAGGACAUGCAAGGGGCCUGCAUGGAUGGAUGUGCUGGAAAACUGUGUCAAUGAGGAACUUAAUCAAAUUCUAAUUUCAGCAGCAAACUUUAGAGAGGGACUUGGGGCCACACAGGACGUUGCUCGUGAAAUAUUUUCUGGGUUGAAGAACAGCACAGUUGCUGACACGAACAGCUCAGUUGCUGAUUUGAAUGCAUCCAUCAGUGUUCUGGAUGUCAUGUCUGAAGCAUCAGAAACUAUCACCCUGGAUGAGUCCGUUUUAGAUGUUUUUCUUGAUGCAGCAAGCAACAUGUUGAAUAACCCUUGGAAGGCAGUCAACAAAACCAUUGAAUAUGGAAUGUCUUCAAAAUACCUCAAGUCUGUCGAGGGUCUAGUGAAGAACAUCAAAAUUAAUACCAGUAACGGAAAUGACACCCCAAAUCUACAAUUCAAACUCUGCGGGGCUCAAAACAACUCAUCUUGCAAUCGAACUGUGUUUGGCGUGGAGGUCAAAUUGGCCCAGUCCUCAGGAAUAGUAAAAACUGUGGGAGUAAAAAACCUGGCUGACAAAUUAAACAAUUCAAAAUUCCCGAACAGUGAGUUCCCUAGCAUUGUGGUGUCAGCCACACUGCAAAACAGUAACGACUCCAAAAUAGACAUCAAAUUGGACUUUCCAAUCAACCAGUCAAUGUCUCGAGACUCUAAAAUCUUCUGUGUGUUCUGGAACACCACGUUGAAGGAAUGGUCUGAAGAAGGAUGCAAGUGGAAGGAAAUGGUCAACAACAGAAGCUACUGCGAGUGCACCCACCUGACCUCCUUCUCAGUGCUCAUGUCCAAGACCCCGGUGAACCUGCCCUUUCUGGAUGAGAUUACCUACGUAGGCCUGGGCAUGUCCAUCUGCUCCCUUAUUGUCUUCCUCUUCAUUGAGGCGCUGGUGUGGUCGGCCGUUGUGAAGUCCAACCUCUCACACUUCCGCCACACAGCCCUGGUCAACAUCUCUCUAUGCCUUUUAUUGGCCGACUGCAGUUUCCUGGCCUCCUCCUUCCCCAGCAUCUCUGCGACCUGGUGCCUCGUACUGACCGUGACCAAGCAUUUCUUCUUUCUGGCUAUGUUCUGCUGGAUGCUAUGCCUCAGCGUCAUGCUACUACACCAGCUCAUCUUCGUCUUCCACCCGCUGAGGAAGAGGGUGUAUCUGCUCUUGUCCACCGUCCUCGGCUACAUCUGUCCCACAGUGAUCGUGGCAGCUACCUAUGUGUACUACAAAUACACAGGAACCCCCUACCACAACACAACAACCUGCUGGCUCAUUUACGAUGGACUUCUGAAAGGGUCCAUUCACGCAUUUCUUCUGCCCAUCGGGACGAUUGUUUUGAUGAAUCUGUUCUCCAUGUGUGUUGUCAUCAUGACGCUCCUAAAGUCCAAUGUCCCUGAUGGGAGUAAAGCUGACGAAAAAGAAACAGCCAAAAGCAUCCUGAAAGUGGUGCUCUUUUUAACACCAGUCUUUGGGAUAACAUGGGUUUUCGGAUUCUUUUUGCUCAUUGAGAUCAACCAAAUAAUGGGUGUUGUGAUGCAUUAUGCUUUCACCAUCAUAAACUCCUUACAGGGCUUCUUCAUUUUACUGACUGGAUGUUUUGCAGAGAAAAAGGUGCGAGAUGAAGUGUUGAAAGUAAUUUUGGCUGGGGCACCUACUACCAAAGAAAAAAGUGAGAAUAUGAAAGUCCCCUUCAAAUAA